CCUCCCGGAGAGAACCAGCCGCACUGUCCGGCUCAGCCUCGCUCCCUGAGGGAAGUAGCAUUCAGAGAGGAUGCAGGGGCCUGCCAGUCCCGAAACACAUCCAUCACUAACCCGGGGCUGUUAAGGCUGGUCCGGGCUAUGGCUGCACCCAUCGCACAUUUCGACGAAGACUGGCCGAUUUUCAGUGAUCCGAGCAUGGUGGUCGCGGACCAGAAAGGCCGCGUUGCAGUCACCGCUGUGGGGGAAGAAGAGGCGGCAGCAGCAGCCCGGCAGCUCCUCCCGGGUGAUGGUGAUGAUGAUAUCAACGAGCUGCGAGACGGCAGCUUCUUCCCGGGGGGCGCCUGUGUUUACAAGUCCAUGGAGGAUUUGGUGAACGAUUUUGACGAGAAGCUCUCCGUGUGCUUUCAAAAUUUUGACGCAAAGACAGACAGCAUCGCCCCGGUUAACGUGAUCGGUGAGGACACCCUGCUGGAGGAAGACGAAAUCUGGAACGCUUUGACCAGUAAUUACGGCCAUGUUAUGCCGGUGGAUUGGAAACGGUCUCGGACUUGCUCCCUCCAUGUCCCCACGUUCAACCUGGAGGAAAAACCUGGGAAGAAGGAUGUGACCACUGAGCUGUCGGACGAUGAGGAGCUGAGAGAGCAGCUGGACAUGCACUCCAUCAUCGUCUCCUCCCUUGCUGAGGAGCCGCUCUUCACAGCAGAGCAGGUUAUCGAGGAGAUCGAGGAGAUGAUGCAGGACUCUCCUGACACAGAGGCUGGGCACAAUCCGUCCCAGUCGGACCUCUCGAUGCUCUCUCUGGACGUCCAGCGCUCCAUCAGCAGCCCCAGCUUUGAGAGAAGGUUGAGUACCAUGAGCGUGGCCGAGCUGAACGAGCGCCUGGAGGAGACGGAGGCAAACAUCAGGAGGUUCUCGGAGGAGCUGGUGCAGCAGCUGGCUCUCAGAGACGAGCUGGACUUCGAGAAGGAGGUGAAGAACAGCUUCAUCUCCGCGCUCAUCGACGUACAGAACCGACAGAAGGAGCACCGGGAGCUGCUGAAGAAGAAGAAAAAGCUUAAAGGUGGAGCCGGGUCAUCACAGAGUCAGGCUGAGAAGACGACUGGAUCACGCUUCAGCAUGGAGGGACUCUCCUCUGUCAUUCAGAACAGCUUUCGACAGACUUUUGGGAGCGGGUGCAUUGAAAGACAGUAUUUGACCACAGUCAUCCCGUACGAGAAGAAGGGACACCCUCCGUCGCUAGAGGACCUCCAGAUCCUGACUAAGAUUUUACAUGCAAUGAGGGACGACAGUGACAAGGUGCCCAGCCUCUUAACAGACUACAUCCUCAAAGUGCUUUGCCCGACGUAAAACCAGAGGGGACACCGCCGGCCGAACACGCUGCGUGGAUGAAGAGGGCACAUUUUUAGUUUUCGGCUGACAUGAAGCACACUUAAUUUAUUCCUGCAUGUUUUUUUUACCUCAAGAUGUGACUUUUUUUGUGUGUCAUUUUUCCAUUGUGUUUGAUUUAUUUUGGGUUCAAGCCUUGUGAUUUUAGAACCUUAUGUGUGAUCCUGUGCAGUCUUACUUUUCUUUUCCAAAAGAGUAUUGUAAAAGAAAAUGACGAGUAAUGUAAGAAGAAAUGCGUCCGGAUAGAUACAUACCAGCAAAGAAGCUGCAGUGUUUGUAAACUGUGCUUUACCUGUUGGUUAGAAGUAAGAUGCAAAGGGCUUUUGUAUUUAAAUGGAGGUGCUAAGCUAUCUACGAGGCGACGAUAAAAUGCACUGAGCACGUUGAACACAGAAGUGGCAGUUAUAGAGAAAUAUAAACUAUAUUUCUGAAGCAUCAGAAUUGUUAACAAAAGAGUAAAGAAAGAUUUAUGAAGGUUUGAAUGAUCCUAAUGAGGAAAUUAAAGUAUCAAAACGGCACAUGAGAUCGAUCAGAGACAAGAAACUAAUGUUUGAACUAAUCAAAUAGUUACAGUUAACCAAAAUUAAACCAUCCUAUAAUUUAACACCACCUUCCAUAUAACCGCAGAAUCACCGAGCUACCUGCUUUCAUCUCAGCAGAGCAAACGAUACAUCAUUAUAUGUACUAUACAUAUUAUUAUUAUGUGGAGGAGAUGAAGUGCUGGUGGUGAAGCUGAUGGAGUCUGGACUGAUAGUAACUAACUAUGCAUAAGAAUGAACACUGAAUUUGUGACCCCUGCACUGUCUGAACUUUCUGAAUCAGAGACUGUCGAUGUGCCUGCUGUGCACAGGGCAGCCUUUAUAUACGCCACGACUAGGCUAUAUUAUAAUUCUGUAUAUAUUCUUAUAUAUGAACAAGCUGCCUUUGCCUUUGCCUGAACUUUUGUACAUUUUAAAAGACUUAUUCUCAAUGAAUGUCAAACUGCUGGACUAUUUAAAGCCUGCUCCGUUGUUUGUUUAUUUUGUAAAAUAUCUUAUUUCAGAUAUAUGAAUUAAAUCAAACCCUUUAAGUCUG
Messenger RNA from Labrus bergylta (ballan wrasse), 2460 nucleotides. It is a transcript of the gene fez2a, whose product is annotated as fasciculation and elongation protein zeta 2a. Gene Ontology annotation, cellular component: axon; cytoplasm. The record is from RefSeq and is a predicted model, not a curated record. Lineage: Eukaryota; Metazoa; Chordata; Actinopteri; Labriformes; Labridae.